CACCGUAAGCGCGAAACGAUCGUCCCAUUAUAGCGUUCCCACGCUUCCUCUUCUUCGAUCGUGAUCCGUGUAAAGUGUGAAUCUUUUGGAGGAGAAAAAAAGAAAAAGGAAAAAUAGAAGGAAACGUCCUUCGAGUGGAUCGGGGAAAAAAAAGGAUACGAAACAAAAUGAAAAUCCCAGCAGCUCUGCUGCUGAGCAUUCUGUGCUUGUUCUUGUCGACAAGAAGAACGAGCGCAGCUUUGGCAUCGAACUCGAAUCUGCCUAAUCAACUCAUUCGAGAAGAUAGUUUUGCGCCGAAUGAAUCGUCGAAUGUUAAAUAUGACGCUUCGACGACCGUACCAGACGGAGUGGACAAGAAAGUCAUAUUAUCGGAAUACGUGAAACCAUUCGACAAUCCAAAAACAGCACUUCUUCAGGAGAUUCGUACUUUGGACGAGAAUACAAAUGAUCGUCAAACUAAUGAUCCCGUUCUUCCAAACGCUCAGGUAAAGCUGAAAAAGGCAACAUCCUCGCCAACAAAAUCUAUCAACGUGAAUGCAAAGGAGAAAAUAAAUGGUUCGGAAACGAAAAAUCCCGUUUUCAAUAAGUUAUUAGAAGCCGAAGAUAUGGAAUACGUUGGAAAUUACAAUGGUCAGAAUUCUGACGAUAAGAACGAUAACAGUGACGAAGCCGAAAACACGGACAGCGAAUAUAUCGACGAUUACAACGAAGACGAUGAUAUCGACGAUGAUCUCGAGGAAGACGACGAUGACGACGACGAUGACUCGACCAAUUGCCCCAAACAUUGCAAAUGUAUGGGACAUUACAUCGCUUCGGUAACGGCAACGUGUACCAAACUCGUUGAACAACAAUCUUCUGAUCCUAUCAUAGGCGGUUUGCGAUUAGAAAAUGUCGGUGAGGUUCGUCUUGGUCCGCACGCAUUAAAAUCCCGUGGGCUGCAACAGUUGGGAAAUAUAAAGAUCACGGACACUCGUAUCGUCUAUAUCGAUCGUACGGCCUUUGACGGUAUCUCGUUCCUUUUCUCCGUCAAUCUUACAAGGAACGCGCUUCAGGACAUUCAUCCCCAAACCUUCCAGAAUAAUUCGCAGCUGAGUCUAUUGACCAUUUCCGGAAAUCCCUUGAGAUACGGUCAAUAUUUCAAAGGGACGAAACAUUAUCUCUUCGACGCACCUACCGUCACCGAGCUCGUUUUUUCUAACAACGGUUUACCAAAAUUGCCACGUACGGCUUUUCAAAAGAUGCAGAGCUUGGAGUACAUCAAUCUAAGUAGAAACAGACUGAAGGAAAUCGAAAAGACCCUUUUUGAUCCGUUGAACAAUUUGCUCGAGGUGGACUUGUCCAAUAACUUGUUGAACGAAAUCCCAAUCGAGCUCUUCAAUAACAAUUCCUUGGAGACUCUUCGUGUCUCUGGAAACAAUUUAUCAACUCUAGCUAAUAUAAGAGCUUCGGAAUUGACAACGUUGGAGGCAGCCAGAAACAAAAUUAAGGUUAUAGCGAAAGACGACUUAUCGGGUGUACCACUUUUGGAACAAUUCAUUGUUAGUUCGAAUGGAAUGAAAAGAAUACAUCAACAUGCGUUCAUGAAUCUCGACCAAUUAACGUAUCUCGAUGUCAGCGAUAACAAGUUGACUUCUUGGUCCGAACAUCAUCUCAGGACUAAUGCAAGAUUGCAGGUCUUGUUAAUGAACAAUAAUCCUGACUUAGGAAGCUUGCCUGUUUUCAAAAUUACUGGUUACGAAUACAACACGUACAGCACUUAUCGUUUGGAAUGUUCGAAUUGUGGUUUGGAACGAUUGGAGCCUCAAACAUUCGACGACAUGCCGGCUUUAACCAAACUGAAUUUAUCCAAAAAUCGUCUUACCGGUUUACCUAACGAUCUUUUCAAGUUCCUAUUUUCUCUUCAAGAGCUUGACCUUUCAGAGAACCUAAUAGCAACCUUAGAACCAAAUAUGUUCCGUGGUGCUGUCACCUUGAUGAAAAUUAAUCUCUCUGGUAAUCCCUUAGUAACUUUGCAAGUUGCUCCAUUUCUGCUGACGCCUUCGCUUAACAAGCUCGACGUGAGCAAAUGCGAGUUGGAAAGAGUCUGGAGCGAGGCUAGAGUUCCUUUGAAGAAACUUCGAUUCUUAUCGGUUAGCGGUAACUUACUGCGACGAAUCACUUUGGAAGAACUGAAGGCCAUGCCGAAACUUUCAGCCUUGGAUUUGUCGCAUAAUCCCUUGGACUGCGACGAAGAUUUUAAUACGGCUGUCGAAUGGUUAACCGCUCACGGUAUUACACCCAUCGAGAUACGCACGCACAGUAUUUAUGGCGAUAACAUGGAUUACUCUGACGCGGAAGGCAUCACGCAGUGGAAAGAUUUAGCGAAAAUCGUUUGCGAUGGUGUCGAGGAUGGACCACCGUCUAGAAUGAUACCUACCCCAAUAAAGUCAAAAGUCAUCUUCCCGAGAUUACUCAGUGACGUAGAGAACACGAAUUCUCUUUUAAGCGGAGAUCUCGAAGACAACGAGGAUUUAAAAGCAUUCGAUCAUUUCACACAAUCGGACGAUGACGACAGAGCAUGGGAGGAGAAUCAAUAUACAGAAUAUGGAGAUUAUAUGAUGGAAGCAUCAAGUUAUCGACCAUGGUACAGUAAUGCACUUUGGCCUAUACUAACUGUCAUCGUGGUGACGUUAAUAAUCCUUUUAUUGGUUGCUCAUGUGGCUAUCACUGUGGCGAAACGUCGCGGUCGUAGUCCAGUCAUCAGACCACCGAUGAUCCUUCGUCAAGGUCUCGUCGAUAACAAAAAUUGUGGUUUGGUUUACAAGCCUCUUCAAGAAGAAAUUGCAACUCCUCAUAUGCCUAAAAGAGGUAGCUUUUACUCGAGCAGUACCUUCCAUUAUGACAAGAUCGUACCCGAGAGCGUAUAAACGUAUUAAUAUUCGUUUAAAUAAAAGGACUAAUUGAAAGUCAAUUGAUAAAUCGAUAAAUGUGAAAUAAUCCAAUCGAUAGGAUGAACAUGAAAAAGGGUGGUAUGUUUUUAUGAAUUUAUUAGCGUUUUUAUUAGAUAUUACAAGUAUUUUACUGAUCGAAUUAUUUUAUCCGUUCGUCGAAGACGAACCUCUUCCGUAAGAAAAUACAAAUGAAAAUGAUUUCGCGAUACCACGAAGAAUCGCGAAUUUUUUUAGUGCCUUUAAGCAUUUGUGCUUUCGAAAUUUUUAUUAUCGAGUAAUUACGUAAAAGAAGCAAUCGAUCAAUCGUAUAAUUGAACGAACAUUCGUAUCCUUAAGAGAUAGACGAUGGUUUUUGCCUUUUAAGAGUACAAAGGCAAUCGAAUAAAUCGAUGGGAAAAAUGCAAGUACAAGAUAUGUUUGGGAAGACGGUGUCCACGAUUAAUUAAUUAUACAUGUACAUUUAAUUAAUAGCGCAUACUAGUUACUUUCGAUGUGGCCAGUGUAUCAUAAGAGAGUGCAAGAAUGAGAAAAAUAAAAAUUAUAAUGCAAGCUCGAAUUCGAAACGCUGCCAUAGUAAUAUAUGCCAACUGUAUGUUUUUUUUAAAAGUUCGCAGUUUUUUGAUCACUUUAAUAAAAACUGUUUUACAAGUAACGAAAGAAAAACUGCUCUUUCGUAGUACGAUAUUAAGACUAACAUCUUAUAGAACGAAUGGGUACACUUUUAUGUGCGCUACUAUAUUCUGUAAAUAAUAUAUAACGUUUUAAUAAAAAUUGAAAUAAAUUAAAAAA
Vespa crabro (European hornet) is the source of this 3719-nucleotide messenger RNA. RefSeq lists its product as uncharacterized. The record is from RefSeq and is a predicted model, not a curated record. Bases 168 to 2906 code for a protein of 912 amino acids. Gene Ontology annotation, molecular function: protein binding. The transcript is spliced from 9 exons. NCBI's taxonomy places the organism in Eukaryota, Metazoa, Arthropoda, Insecta, Hymenoptera, Vespidae.